Racocetra persica is the source of this 145-nucleotide messenger RNA. The record is from the annotation of a GenBank genome assembly. NCBI's taxonomy places the organism in Eukaryota, Fungi, Glomeromycota, Glomeromycetes, Diversisporales, Gigasporaceae.
GUUGCUGAACAAAUAAAGAAUAUGCCAGUUUAUGACAAUAUAUUUCAUGAACCAAACUUCAUUGAACAAACAAAUAAUAAAUUAAUUAAUGACAAUAUUGUUCAUGAUUUAUAUGCUUCUUUGUCUUUGCCACAGAUUCAUGUAG